This is a messenger RNA of Mus musculus (house mouse), 408 nucleotides long. Its product is annotated as 60S acidic ribosomal protein P1-like. NCBI's taxonomy places the organism in Eukaryota, Metazoa, Chordata, Mammalia, Rodentia, Muridae. The transcript has 3 exons. Bases 1 to 408 code for a protein of 135 amino acids. The record is from RefSeq and is a predicted model, not a curated record.
AUGGGGCAAAAAUACCAUGAGAAGAUGCUUAGCAGUGCCCUCCAGCAGAAUGACUACCACUCUCAUGCUCAAUGCAGUGGGGACGGGUGCAUCUACUUUGUCCUCAUUCUGCAUGACCAAGAGGUGAAGGUCAUGAAAGAUGAAAUCAAUGCCCUCAUUAAAGAUGCUGAUUUCAAUGUUGAAUCUUUCUGGCCUGGUUUGUUUCCAAAGGCCCUGGCCAAUAUCAAGAUUGAGAGGUUCAUCUGUCACUUAGGGGCUGGUGCACCUGGUUCAGCAGCUGGAGCCAUGCCUGCUGGUAGUCCUGACUCAUCCACCACUAAUGUUCCAGUUGAGGAAAGGAAAGUAGAAGCAAAGAAUGAAGAACCUAAGGAAUCAGUUGAUGACAUAGGCUUUGGUAUUUUUGACUAA